Messenger RNA from Gossypium raimondii (Peruvian cotton), 1046 nucleotides. RefSeq names its product protein DUF642 L-GALACTONO-1,4-LACTONE-RESPONSIVE GENE 2-like. The transcript has 3 exons. The record is from RefSeq and is a predicted model, not a curated record. Bases 136 to 873 code for a protein of 245 amino acids. Lineage: Eukaryota; Viridiplantae; Streptophyta; Magnoliopsida; Malvales; Malvaceae.
AAAUUGGCUUUUGUCUACAGCAAACCAGGCGACACUGGCAGUCGUCAUUUUCCAUCCAAAUUCCCUCCCUCUGAUUUUCCUUUCUCUAUGUGUGUGUCUGUAAGGUGUUUUACUUGAGAAAUAAUAUAAUACAAAAUGAAGAAGGUGGCGGUGUUCGUAUUGCUUCUGGUUUGCACCACUUCUCAAAUAGCUUCAUCUGCCAAAGAUGGUUUAUUGCCAAAUGGGAACUUCGAGCAAGGUCCAAAGGCAUCGGAACUGAAAGGAACAAAAGUGAUGAGUGGCAAGUCCAUUCCCAACCGGGAAAUUUCUGGCUAUGUUGAAUACAUAAAAUCAGCCAAUCUACUAAAGAAUGGAAACUUCGAAGAAGGUCCUUAUAUCUUCCCAAUACUAACUUCCGAAGGACUUAUAAUUCCACCCGAAAUAGAAGAUGAUCACAGUCCUUUACCAGGCUGGAUAAUUGAAUCCCUGAAAGCCAUUAAGUACAUCGACAGUGAACAUCUCUCGGUUCCACAGGGCAAAUGGGCCAUCGAACUCAUAGCCGGAAAAGAAAGCGCGGUUGCACAGAUCGUUAAGACGACAAUUGGAAGAAACUACGUACUCUCAUUUGUUGUUGGCGAUGCUAACAAUGGAUGCGAAGGUCCAAUGAUGGUCGAAGCAUUCGCAGGCAAAAACAUGGUGAUGGUGUCGUAUAACUCCAAGGGCAAAGGUGGAUUCAAAGCGGCUAGACUUGCAUUCAGGGCAGAGUCAACACGAACUCGGAUCAUGUUCUACAGCACAAUUUACACCAUAAAAAGUGAUAAUUCGGGUUCUCUUUGUGGGCCGGUGCUGGAUGAUGUGAUGCUGCUUAGUGUCCGAAAAUUGCGUCACCUGUAAAUUAAAACUGUUUGGAAAAUGUUACGCAACUCAUCCAUUUAGGGGGAACAAAAAACUGAAACUGGACAUCUCUAGUUGCAGUUGUAUUUAUGUGAUGUUAUAGUUGGUGUUGUAACCAACUGAAAAUACCAAACAUAAAAUGAAGCAAUUUGGUGUCUUUACGAGAGAAUAAA